Camelina sativa (false flax) is the source of this 2788-nucleotide messenger RNA. RefSeq lists its product as uncharacterized. The record is from RefSeq and is a predicted model, not a curated record. NCBI's taxonomy places the organism in Eukaryota, Viridiplantae, Streptophyta, Magnoliopsida, Brassicales, Brassicaceae.
UUCUCCGUCCACUGAGUAAACUAAUCAAACCUCUCUCUCUCUCUCUCUUUGGCGGAGAAAAAGUCGCCGAUCCGACUGUGUAAAAUGAUGAGCCAUGGUGGUGGUGGCGGCGGCGGAGGAGGAGGAGACGCUGAACGUAUGUUAGCUCAAGCAGAGAAGCUACUCUUAAGCGGAGACUUAAACGGUUCAAAAACCUAUGCGAUCCGCGCAUGCGAAGCCGAUCACUCACUCGUAGACCACGCCGAACUAAUCCUCGCCGUCGCCGAUACUUUAAUCGCCGGAGAAUCAAGAAUCAGAGGAACAGCCUCCGAACUUCCCGACUGGUACGCCGUGCUCCGUCUCGUUCGUCUGACUCACAACCCUGAACUCGUCGCGACUCAGUACAGCAGACUCGCCGUGUUGCUUAACCCGGGUCGGAAUCGGUUCCCGUACUCUGAGCAAGCUUUUAGGUUGAUCUCUGAUGCUUGGUAUGUUCUCUCUGAUCCUUCUAGAAAGGCAUUGUAUGAUAGGGAACUGCAUCUGAGUCAAUUUGGGAACCUCGGUCAAUUAGGGUUUCAGCUUUUCAAUCAAUCCCCUCCUCCUCCUCAAUCGCAAUCGCCUCAGCAUCAGAACCAAACGUUGUCGUUUCAGAACCAGCAGUUACCAUUUCAGCUUCAUCAACCACAUUUUGCUCAGCCUGUACAGCAACAACAACAACAACAAAGGUCUCAGUUUGAUCAGCAGUUAUUGCAGGACCAACAACAAGCAUCUUGGAGGCAACAGUUUGGUCAAGAGCAAACUAGUGAUUGGAAAAGACCACUAGAAGAGGAGGAAGAGAGGUUGAUUAAUUUGAACAAUGCAACUGAUAGGAGUGUUCAGUCUAGUCGUCGUUUUGCUGAGCCGGACCGACCGCCUAGUAGAUCUUCUUCUCAUAGGACUCCUUCCACUGAUUUGACAUGGGCUUCAUCUAAGCCUACUCCAACAUCUGCCUCUGUACACCAUUCUGACUCUGUGCCGUGGCAGUCCAAUGAGCCAGCUAGGCAGUAUCAGUCAUCUAGUAGGUCUAGUGAAGCUGCUCAUCUCUCGCUGCUUCCUUCUGUUUCAGUCUCACCUCAUGCAUCUCAGCCAACUCGCUCGAUUCAGUCACAUGCAGUCUCUAAACCGCAGCCAGUUUCUAAACCACAUCCGCCAUUCCCAAUCUCUCAGCCUCCAUCGACCUCUAAGCCAUUCCCUAUGUCUCAGUCACCUCAGACCUCUAAUCCGUUCCCUGUCUCUCACUCAUCACUAAAGUCUAAGCCUUUGCCGGUCUCUCAGUCAUCACAAAACUCUAACCAAUUCCCGGUGUCUCAGUCAUCAUCGAAGUCUAUGCCAUUCCCUGUGUCUCAGCCACUACCUACCUCUAACCCAUUUCCGGUGUCCCAGCCAGCACCAAACUCUAAACCAAUCUCCAUGUCUCAACCAUUAUCGACUGCUAGACCUUUCCUAGCAUCCCAUUCACCACUACCCUCUAAGCAAUGUCCUAUAUCUCAGCCACCUCCGACCUCCAAGGCAUUCCCGGUAUCUCAGCCACCACCAGCCUCUAAGCCAUUCCCAAUAUCACAGCCAUCUAAUACCUCUAAGCCAAUGCCAGUAUCUCAGCCACCCACAACCUCUAAGCCAUUUUCUAUGUCUCAGCCACCACCAGCCUCUAAGCCGUUCCCAACAUCACAGCCAUCCAAUAUCUCUAAGCCAAUGCCAGUAUCUCAGCCACCCACAACCUCUAAGCCGUUGCCAGUGUCUCAGCCAUCACCGGCAUUUCAGUCAACCCGUCCCUCUCAGCCACCUGCAGCCUCUAGUUCUCUCUCUCCACUGCCUCCUGUCUUCGAUUCAACUCAAUCAUUCGAGCCACCUCCAGUCUCAACUACUCCCUCUCCGGUUCCAGCAGCCUCUACUAUCCCAUCUCCACCACCGCCUGCUCAGCCAACUCGUGUUUUUAACCAAACCCAACCUACAGAACAUACUCCAAAGACCGGGGCUGCAAGACCAGAUUCCGAGCCGGAGGUUCUGAGUUUCUGGACUACUUGUCCAUACUGCUACGUGCUUUAUGAGUAUCCCGUCAUUUACGAGGAAAGCGUGCUUAAAUGCCAAACUAAGAGCUGCAGGAGAGCUUACCAAGCGGUGAAGGUUCCUUCACCACCGCCAGUUACCGAAGAAGAUAGCUACUAUUGCUGUUGGGGUUUCUAUCCAGUAGGAUUCUCAGAAGUUACUAAAGUCCCAGUCAGUGGUUUACAGUCUAAAAUUCCAGUCAGUGAUUUACCCAAAUCAGCACCCAAAAAACCAUCUCCAAAGGUAUAUUAUUAUGACGAUGAAGAUGUUGAUGAUGAUUCAUACAUAGAUUCGGAUCUUAGUGACGACGAUGAUGAUGAUGAUGAUGAUUGGCUGAUGAAUGGAACAAAAAGGAAGAAAAAUGUGAAGCAAAGUAAAGCUAAAGCUUCAACCAAAACAAAACGUCGAAAAGCAAUUGAGGUUGAUUGAGUAAAAAAAAAAAAUCAGGUAGGGAACAGAAAGAGAACAACUUUCAUGUAAGGCUCUCUCUCUCUUCUUUAUUUCUGGCUCUGUUUGUUGUACUUUUUAGUUGUAGUAGCUUCUAUUUUUAUGUAGUGUAGGGUAAAACUGCUUGCUUCCGCAGUUUCCAUGUUCUGUUUAGGCUCUGCUGCGGUCGGAUCGGUCUUAGUGAUUCGAGGUUAAGCUUAGAAACAACGUUUGUAACUUGUAAUGAUGUUCUGGUGCCUCUUUUUGGAUUAAUGUAGUAUCAUCCUUUUUUUGGAAA